This is a messenger RNA of Scutellospora calospora, 149 nucleotides long. NCBI's taxonomy places the organism in Eukaryota, Fungi, Glomeromycota, Glomeromycetes, Diversisporales, Gigasporaceae. The record is from the annotation of a GenBank genome assembly.
GUCCCUCACAAGUUGGCAACAUGUCCCAAGCAUCUCAUAACCUAUUUCCUUUAAUUAUCAUAAUAGUCCUCUUUGUUUCAUUCCUUCUUUCUUCCCAUUACAAUGAGCGUCAGGGAGCAAGUUUCCGAGCAAGGUCUCUUAUAAGUUAG